AUGGACCACAUCGGGAUACUGGGGGCGCAUCUGCAGCAGCACGCGCACGUGGAGCCCAUCAGCUUCGGCAUCGACCAGAUCCUCAGCAACGUGGAGCAGAGCUGCAUGAUGGGCGCGAGGAUGCACGAGCCAGACUACGGACACGGGGCCUACAACUGCGGCGUGAACGGCGGAGGCGGCGGCGGCGGCGGCUACACGUACGGCAACGCCGGAUACAAUGGCACCGGCGGCUCCUGCGGGAUGGCCUCCCUCGGCGGGGCUUAUCACAUGAACAUGGGCGUGAACGCGCACGGGACUAACGUGAGCUCCGCUGGGGUCAUCCGCGUCCCCGCGCACCGUCCCCUGAGCUGCGGGAACUCCUCCGGUCCGCCGGGGAACGGGAACGUCAACAACCUGACCACGCUGACGUUCCCCUGGAUGGAGAGCAACCGGCGCUACACCAAGGACCGGUUCACAGUGUCCCUCUCACCCCUCACUGUGACGCGUCGCGUAGGUCACCCCUACCAGAACAGGACGCCCCCGAAGAAGAAGAAGCCCCGGACGUCCUUCACGCGGCUGCAGAUCUGCGAGCUGGAGAAGCGCUUCCACCGGCAGAAGUACCUGGCGUCGGCGGAGCGGGCCGCCCUCGCCAAAGCCCUGAAGAUGACCGACGCCCAGGUCAAGACCUGGUUCCAAAACAGACGCACCAAAUGGAGGCGGCAGACGGCGGAGGAGCGCGAGGCGGAGCGGCAGCAGGCCAACCGGAUCCUCAUGCAGCUGCAGCAGGAGGCCUUCCAGAAGACCAUCAACCAGCCGCUGACCCCAGACCCGCUGUGCCUGCAGAACAGCUCGCUGUUCGCCCUGCAGAACCUGCAGCCGUGGACCGAGAACACCGGCAAGAUCAGCAGCGUGUCGGCCUGCGAGUAG
Messenger RNA from Cyclopterus lumpus (lumpfish), 906 nucleotides. It is a transcript of the gene tlx1, whose product is annotated as T cell leukemia homeobox 1. Gene Ontology annotation, cellular component: nucleus. The transcript has 3 exons. Bases 1 to 906 code for a protein of 301 amino acids. Gene Ontology annotation, molecular function: DNA-binding transcription factor activity, RNA polymerase II-specific; RNA polymerase II cis-regulatory region sequence-specific DNA binding. Lineage: Eukaryota; Metazoa; Chordata; Actinopteri; Perciformes; Cyclopteridae. The record is from RefSeq and is a predicted model, not a curated record. Gene Ontology annotation, biological process: regulation of transcription by RNA polymerase II; animal organ development.